AUGGGCGACACGCGCACUCCUCUCUUAGAAAAGAAUCUUGUUGUGUCAGAGCUCGACGAACUGAACCGACUCUUCAAUAAAUGAAGGUUUUUUAGGAUGCUCUCUGCUUUAUGCGGAGGAAGUGCAAUCAUUCCAGCUGCAACGGAUUACGAACUACACUUUUCAGAACAAAGAACUGCAGAAAACUGCCUAACUGAUGACUCCUCAACUUAUGCAGCUAGGGAUAUUGUAAUGGCCUUGAGCUUGCUUGGGAUUGCAUUUCUUAUUCCUUACAGGUAUUAUUUUCUUAACUCCCCCUUGUGAGCGAGCAAAAAAUUUCGCUUGUUAAUUAAGGGUUAAUUUUUUAAAAACUUUUUUUAUAGAUUUAAAACAAUCAUAAUUUGAAAGAAAUAAAAUGGUGAGGUUGACAGAGCAGUUCAGAGCUAUCCUAAUGAAGCUGAAAGCAGGGUCUCUGUUCCUUUUGAAGUAGGCUUUCAGGUUUGGGGAUACCUUGCCGAAUAGGGAAGUUUUGUUUUUACCCCAAUGGAUUUCCUAUCCCUGCCAGAUGGGCUAGAUAGGCUUUGCCUACCACAUGGUCUUUCCUCAUAGAACCAUCAAGGCACUCUACAGGCGGUGAAUCUGCCCUAGGGAGUUGAUUACUUGGACAGGUGUUUCAGGUCGGAAAUCCAAAAUGGCGAUAUUUUGGAGCCAAGAUGGGCAGUAGCUAGUGAAUUAACCGCUUAUGGGCCAGCAUAAUAGUUUAAUUUUUUUUAAGUUUAAAAUUAAUAUAAUUUGUAAAAUUUAUAUUUACCAAUUUUUUUAAAAUUUAAUAAAUUUCAUUACUUAUAUAAUAAAUAUUUUUAAUAUAAAAAUUUUUCUCACUUACGAAAAACUAGGGGAUUUUUCCAAUGGUUUCCCUAAUAGAGAAGGAGUAAGUGAAAAAGGCACAUUCCCAGGACAUUUAGGGAACUGCCUUCUCUGAAUAAACUGACUAUUAUGCAAGUUUUUGAAAUGAGGAAAAAAGCAAGCAUGGGCGAGUGGCUGGGCGAUGACAUGAUACCAGCAAUAGUGCUUUACUGCAUUUUCCCUUACCCUUGGCUCUCUGCAACUUAUACUGUCCCUCAACAAAUUUCUUACCAAGAAGUCGAGGUCUGCUACUUCUUCGCUGAGCUGUUCUAUGCUAUCAUGUACUUUAGGAUCGUUUUCUUGAUUUUGUCUCUCUUCAACUACGGCAAAUUCCAAAACCAAGCAGCUAUGAGGUACUGUGCCAAGUUCAACGUGAAGCCUUCCCCAACUUUUUCAAUGAAAUGCUACAUCAACCAGAGGCCUCUGACUAUGCUUGCCUUAUUUUUCAUUGUGCCUGGAGUCGUUAUUUUUGGACUGAUCACAAGGAUUUUUGAAAGGCCUAUGAUGCUGCCAAACAUGGACUUUGACUAUGCAGGAAACGCUAUGUGGGGCAUUAUUAUCACAAUGACGACAGUAGGAUACGGAGACACAGUUCCUACAACUAUAUCUGGCAGAGUCGUGGUCGUUUUGAGUGCAUUUUGGGGAGGCAUCAUUCUCUCUUUAACCUCAGUGGCGAUGGGGAGCUUUUUGUUGCUUAAAAGCAAUGAAAAAAAAGCUUUGGACGGGAUCUUGCUCAGCAAAGUCGCAUCCAAAGCAAUCAGCACUGCUAUGAAAUACUAUAACUCCAAAGAGGUAGGCCUCUUAAAACGGCACGACCAAUGGAAAGAAAUUAAAACAGCUUUAAGAGACUUCAACGACUAUAAAGAAGAAAACGCCAUGACCAACACGAUUGAUUAUAAAGUGUCUGGCCUGUCCCACAGAAUAAACACCGUUGAAGCCCAGGUAGAAGACAUAACCCAAAUCUUGCAAACGGUUCACGACAAACUAGACAACUUGAUGAUCAAAGGACAAGACAAAUCAGAUAAUAAUUAA
This is a messenger RNA of Blepharisma stoltei, 1917 nucleotides long. The record is from the annotation of a GenBank genome assembly. Lineage: Eukaryota; Ciliophora; Heterotrichea; Heterotrichida; Blepharismidae.